AUACACCGCGCAAUCAGCCACUUGGUCUAUCAUGGCUCUGGUCACCACGGUGAUGGUCGGAAGUGCCUUUUUAGUUUCGUUAUCGCUGACGGUUCUGUAUAAAUACGUCUUGUUAAAGAAGGUCGAGGAGGAGCACGAGAUGGAAAUGCGUACCAGGACGCCUACGUCGACCGACAAUCAUUCUUGAACACGGGGGAAUAAUCCCUUGUCAGAAAGUGUCGAUCACUUGGGUGCUGGCAGGGUUUGCGUGGAACUAUAA
Molecule: messenger RNA, 259 nt
Organism: Aspergillus welwitschiae
Lineage: Eukaryota; Fungi; Ascomycota; Eurotiomycetes; Eurotiales; Aspergillaceae
Exons: 1
Coding region: 32-187 (51 amino acids)
Source: RefSeq, a predicted model, not a curated record